Molecule: messenger RNA, 6341 nt
Organism: Tachysurus fulvidraco (yellow catfish)
Lineage: Eukaryota; Metazoa; Chordata; Actinopteri; Siluriformes; Bagridae
Gene: csnk1g1
Product: casein kinase 1, gamma 1
Exons: 14
Coding region: 352-1848 (498 amino acids)
Biological process (GO): endocytosis; positive regulation of canonical Wnt signaling pathway; peptidyl-serine phosphorylation
Cellular component (GO): cytoplasm; plasma membrane; nucleus
Molecular function (GO): protein serine/threonine kinase activity; ATP binding
Source: RefSeq, a predicted model, not a curated record
AAUUCUGGUGAGGCUGGUUGACCGGAAGUCGGUUUGGUUAGCGCUGGUUCACGUUACUUGAAGAACACUAAAGAAUAGGAGGAAAAGCAGCAGCUACCUAGAAGGACACAGGCUGUUUUUUUUAAUUAAGGAUAUUCCAAAUCAAGAAAACGUCCAAACUAAAGAAAGCAGCAGUUUAUCCGUCCGACAUCAACAGCUCUGAUACAGCGGCCGUGGAAUGUGGUUGUCUACAGGUGAGUUCUUUUCUGCCUGGUAGUAGUGACGGGCACGUGGCAGGCAUCCCAUGAGCUUAGUGUCAGCCUGACCUGAGCGCUGUGGGCCCGGGCCUGUUUUCUCUGGAUCAGUGCAGUGAUGGAUCACCCCAGAGAUAAAGAAGGCGAGAGGGCGGCGAGGAGCAGCAAAGUGGCCCAGGGACGCAGCGGACACUCGCGGCCUUCCAGCUCCUCCGCGUCCUCUGGCGUCCUCAUGGUGGGGCCGAACUUCCGCGUGGGCAAGAAGAUCGGCUGCGGAAAUUUUGGGGAGCUAAAACUCGGAAAGAACCUCUACACAAACGAAUACGUUGCUAUCAAACUGGAACCUGUGAAAUCCAGAGCACCACAACUGCAUUUGGAAUACCGGUUUUACAAGACAUUAGGGAGCACAGCGGAAGGCCUGCCCCAGGUGUACUAUUUUGGGCCAUGCGGGAAAUACAAUGCCAUGGUGCUGGAGCUGCUCGGCCCCAGUCUGGAGGACCUCUUUGACCUCUGUGACCGCACCUUCUCCCUCAAGACCGUCUUAAUGAUUGCCAUUCAGCUGAUCUCCCGCAUGGAGUACGUACACUCCAAGAACCUCAUCUACAGGGAUGUGAAGCCAGAGAACUUUCUCAUUGGACGACAAGGGAAUAAAAAGGAGCACAUCAUUCACAUCAUAGACUUUGGCUUGGCCAAAGAAUACAUCGACCCUGAAACCAAAAAACACAUUCCUUACCGGGAGCAUAAGAGCCUGACGGGCACAGCGCGAUACAUGUCUAUAAAUACGCACUUGGGGAAAGAGCAAAGUCGACGGGAUGACCUCGAAGCCUUAGGUCACAUGUUCAUGUACUUCCUCCGAGGCAGCCUUCCAUGGCAGGGACUAAAGGCCGACACGUUAAAAGAGAGGUAUCAAAAAAUCGGAGACACAAAGCGGAACACUCCUAUCGAAGUUCUCUGUGAGAACUUUCCAGAGAUGGCUACGUAUCUGCGCUACGUCCGACGGUUGGAUUUCUUCGAAAAGCCAGACUACGAGUACUUGAGGACCUUGUUCACUGAGCUGUUUGAACGCAAAGGAUACACGUUUGAUUACACGUACGACUGGGUGGGCAGGCAAAUCCCCACGCCGGUCGGAUCCGUGCACGUGGACUCCGGGGCGUCGGCCGUGACACGUGAGAGCCACACACACAGAGACAGACCUUCUCAGCACCAACCGCUAAGGAACCAGGUUCCCCAUUGGUUUCCAUUGCCCUGCAUGCCACCUGCUCACGCUCGCUCGCCUCCUCCACGCCUCCUCCCCUCGCUCCUGUGCCUCCUCCGGCCCGACCAGACGGCCUCCUCCGACCGCAGAGGAGCAUGGGAGGUGCAGCCCAACCGGCAGGCCAACUCCUACCUGACCUCCCACCUGGCGUCGGACAGGCAUGGAGGCUCAGUGCAGGUGGUCAGCUCUACUAACGGCGAACUGAACGCAGACGACCAGCAGGCCCACUCCAACGCUCCCAUUACAGUGCAGGCGGAGGUGGAAGUGGUGGACGAGGCUAACUGCGUGAAAAUGCUCAACUUGUGGUGCUGCUGCUUCUUCAAGCGGAAGAGGAAAAAGAACACCGCCCGGCACAAAUGAUCUGCUCCACCCGCUCCACUCAGCCCAUUUUAAGAACGUUCAAUAAAGAAAUUUUAUUCAAAAGAAGACAACAAUGCCCUCAAAAUGAAUCGCCUCAAUGGGACCUGCGUGUGCGUGUGUGUGUGUGUGUGAAUGUGUGUGUGAGAGAGGGAGAGAAACAUGCACAUAUCGUGUGAAGCGGAUGCAGGACUCGUGGACGGUUUCCUUGUAUCGGAAUAUACACACACAAACACACUUAUUCGGAUCUCUAAGCACUGGAACAGCAUUGCACUCCAUGUUUUUUUUUUUCUUCUUUUUCUUUUUCUUUUUCUCCCCGUUUUCCACCCAACACCCCAUCCAUCUUUGAGGGAGCUCUCCAUUGUUCUGCCUUUGUGACAGACCCAGCAGCUCAAGAAGGAUUUUUUGGAGAGAGUCACUCCUCAAACAGAGGAGCUUCAUCCACACUGGAGUUCGUAUAUAUCGAUCCAUCGCACCACCUGCUAGCUUUUCACUUCUUUUCUUUGUAUUUUCUGCUCCUCCUGACUUUGCGGUCAGAAAUCUGAAAUUUUGCUAGCAGAGUUUGUGUUUCUAUUGGACCGAGUCAGCUUAAACAUCGUAAAAAAACAAAAAGAAAAGGAAAAAAAAAAAAAAAACACCACCAUGCUAAUUGUCUUAACACAACAAAGCUAACAGGCCUUUCCUUGUGGAAUCUGUAAAUGUGUGAAAUAAGCAGCCAAGUGUAAAGUGACAGCGUUGUACUCAUGGCCUUCGACCCUCGUGCUGACGCGAUGUGCUACCUGGCUCUGUUCGAAGGGGACAAGAGAGCGUCCAGGUCCGACGCUCAGUUCCAUGGGCGAGAGCCUCAGCACAUUCCCCAGUUCUACUGAAUGCUAUUUAAGCUGCUUGUUCUAAAGCACUCCACCCACUCCGACCUGCCAGCCAGCCAGCCAUGCUGCUUUCCCCUCUUGUGAUAUGGUAUCGCUUUAAUGUUAAACCUGACUUUUCUAUUAGCUGGGAUUCAGAGCUGAACUCGCCAGGGAGACGCUCCGUGGUUCUCUUUGUAUGAAAUGUUCUCACCGCGUUUAUUUGAUUUUUUUUUUUUUCCCCUAGUAAGCAUUUUAUUUUUCUGAACCCAGUCCCUGAUUUGAACGUGGCAUUUCUUAUAUGGUCUUUUUUACAUUAUUAUUAUGAUUAUUAUGAUUAAUAUGCCAUAUGAAUGGAAGCGAUUGCCGAAGAGAAGAAUUAUUUAAUGUGCCAGGGUGGAAUCCGGUCAGUCUACGAGAGACUGAACAUUCUUUUAUGUCCCUAUAGUAUGCAUUUCUUCACGCCAUGCGUUUGUGUCUAUAUGAACAGAGCGUCAGAACGGUAUAACGGUUAAUAGGAAGCUUGCUAACGUUCGUAAAGUGUAAUAAUGACUGUUUAUGAAGUGUUUUCUUGCCUCGUAGCAGUUUCAGUGGGUAUUCAUGAUCAGUGUCCGAUCCAGAUGAAUUAUUUUUAUUUAUUUUUUUUUAAAGGGAACAUGCAAACAUGAUGGUAACUCGAAUGCUGACUUAGAGAGACUUUCAAACUGCCACUGCUAAUUAUCCUCAUCUUAAUGCCUUAACUAACACUAGAUAAGCAGGGCUGCGGUUCUGCGUUAAGACACUACAGAACUCCUCUCGACUUUUGUUCACGUAGUACUCUCGGUCCCUCUUAUAAGUAAUAUUUCAAACAAACAAACAAACACUCGGAUCCGAAUUAAACCGGUGACUGCUGGGAAUCGCUGGGUGUCACGUCACUUUUCCAAAGCAGUCGUAAGCGGCUCCAUCACGGGCAGGCCUGUGAUCUCUUAGCUGUAGGAUGAGGCCACUGUUAGAGCCCAUUUAAAAAAAAAAAAACGAUUUUAGUAUCUAGCUUCAGUUCUGGAAAGCUUUAACACACCUGAUUUAACCAGUGAAAGGUCUGGCGUGCGAAUCUGAAUCAGGUUUGUAAAACAGUUUGGUGCUCCAGAAACGGAGUUAGAGAAUCCUUUCGUUAAUUUAUCGUACCUACGGUGAAACCCCACCCCAUCCCCAACCCCGAAAAGUGGGUUAGUGGCCCAACCCAAAGCCACCCCCCAAUACCCCAUAGUGAGUCCUUGCCUUUUUUUUGUGUGAUUUUUAAAUGUAUAGUAAAUGUGAAUUAAAAUGUAUAAGAAAUUAUAUAACCUCUAUUUUUUUUUAAUUUUGUUUGUUUCCUUACCUGGCCAUACAGAAUUUGGAGAGAGAGAAAUCAUGGAUAAACAUGAACUGCACUACACUUUCACUACCUUUAGUCUCCUGUCCUCUUCUACACGGUUGCAUUUUUAAAGUUCUUUAGCCAAUUUGAGAAACCGGUGAGUUACGAGCUUUGAAUUGACCACUAAUAAUCUUUCUAGAAAAUUCCAGUCAAGUCGCAGAACUAACGGUGACACAAAAUACAGCGUGGACUGUAAAGGAAACGGGACUCGCUUUAAGCGUAUCGGACCAAAAGAACAGCGAGAUGAUCUCGAUCCAGAUCGGCCCGAAUCCGUCGCUUGAUUUCUGACGACUCGCGGUUAAGGGUCUGCGUAUUUCAAAGAACGCACCCAUUCGUCGUCGUCUUGUUUCUUAAUUAGCGCUACGAGGAGUGAAAUCCCUGCUGGACGAAACUCGACGUUCUUGCAAGCGGGGAAACGGAUAUCGCUCGGUGUUUGUGGGAACAGAAUAUCAAGGACUGGCAGCUUGCCAUCGAACCAGUGUGUAUGCAACAUGCAUUGUGAGCAAUAUUUCAGAUGAUUUGCUUAGCUAGAGUUUUUUUUUGUUGUUGUAUCUCGCACUCGUCCCUGUAACACGAGUCACAUCAGUUGUAAAUUAUUUUUUUGGAACGUACUUGAAUCCUACUCGCACCGUAUCUCUCUCCCAGUCGUGUCUAAGGAGAGGCUUCUUCCUCCUUUUUUUUUUUUAUUUUUUUUUUUAUUUUUAAUUUAAGCUGUCGUUUCUUGCAUUGUAUUUGCAUAUAAUGUGCCUCCACACGAAUGUUUAGUGGGUUUUUUUUAUUUUUUUUAAUUAUUUGGGACGGGUGCUGCUUGCUGCUGUCGGGUGUGCCUGUGCGCUCGCUUAAGGGAGAACGAUUUGUGUAAGAAGAAGACAAGUCUGUACACCACUUCUCCUGCUAUCCCACGCUCUUCCAUUUCCUUCUGCCAGGUUUCAGAGUUUAGGGUAGUAACGUGUUUGUAUGCUGCACAUCCUCGCUAGUUUUGCCCAGAUUCUGGAUCAGUGUUAUUAAAUUUGGGUAAAAGAUCAAGACGAAUAAAAAUGUAAAACUUGGUUUCUAAGAUUGUGGGGUAUUUUGUUUUGGUUUUAUUAUUUUUUUUAAUUUAUUCUUUUUUUUUUUUGUAUGUAAAAAAAUAAAAAAUCAAAAUGGAGGAAAUCACAUUAGCUUGGAAAAUGCUUUGAAGUGGCAAAGGGAGCCAUCUGCUGACCAGUUUCACUAAAAAGGGGUCACGUUUGUUUUUUUCUUCUUCUUUGAAAUCCUUGACGUUUUUACAGAUGUCAUCAAGACGUCUUUUUUUUUUUUUUUUUUUUUUUAAACCGGCCUCACGAGGCCGACGUGACGACUGACUACUAGCUGAUUUCAAAACAACAUCUUUUCCGUGCCUGUAAAGCAGCUUUUUUUCAUACUGAACAUACUUUCCUUGAUGGUGGUGAAUAAACAGUGAUUUAUCCUCAGAAGAUGAUCAAAAAUAAAUGAAAUGCUCAACAGAUGUCUUAAUAGUCGUUACAUUUGCAUCACUGUAGUGGAAAAAGUCUUAAAAGGGUAUAAACAUCUGUAUGGUUAUGUAGAGGGUUCAGCACUUCUACAGGUUAUCCAGUGCGUGGCUUCUGAAGAAGGACGCAGUGGGGAAUCCGGUUUGGUGUAAAAUCUGCUCUCACGUUCUCACAUCUUAGUCAAGCUUUAAUUCUGCAAGUAUUUUUUUUCUUUUGGAUCAAUGUUGCUGUCACUCAUCGUUGGUUUAAAUCCGCACGAAGAUUUUUAUCCAUAUUUCAUCACUACAGGUUUUUUUUUGUUUUUGGUUUGUUUGUUUAAUUUUUUCCUCUCAGUAUUUCUGUGAGAGAUUCUGUGCAACACUUUUGAUUUUCUGUUUCUUACCAAAUAAUGAUGGUGUAACUUGUACAGUACUGUAAUCCCCUUUCUGGUUCUGGUCAUAUUUAAAACAAAGAGAAAAAUCCUCAUGCAUUGAAUUUGAAGUCUGUGCUUAAAUAUGAAUGUUAAUGCAUUUGAAUGGUUUCGUUUAGUCAAGGGCUUUCGAUCAAGAGGGACCCAUCCUUAACUUUGUAUUUUUUUUUUUUUGUUCUUCCCGUCCCCCCCACUUUUUUUGCAGAAAGAUAAAUGUCUUAAAGGCUAUUUUUCCUGAGGAGUUAUAUGAAGUACCACAUUUAACCUUUCAAAUACAAUACAAUUUUUAUUCCCUCCACUCUUAAAGGGAAAAUCAAGUUUGCACCCUUUUUUAUGUAAAAUAAAGGAAAUUGUCUCAA